CUAGGACUAUGAAGAAAGAAGAUUUAAACCAGAAACGAGUAUGUGACAGUGGCCCACAUCAUCACGAGGCAGCAGCUCACCUGACACACAUGCAUUCCAUGUUGAACAAUUCUCAAAAUCAUAGUAGCAGUUUACAAGAAUUAUUUUAUUUUAACACCAGGAAUUGUUCUCUCCUUAACACUAUACCUCUGCCUUCUAUUGGCAAUGAAAUGCCUCUGAGUUUGAGUGAAUCAGCAGAGAGGAACUCAAGUGCAGCUGUUCCUUGGAAGGAUUCAUUUCAUCUGUGUUUUUCUUCUCGGAAAGACAGUCUUGAUAGGGUUUCUCACUGCAUUAAUAGUAUUUCAGUAAUGGGCUGGUUGGAGAAAGCUUGUAGUUUUGCUGGAGACUUUAGCUCAUGCUGUCCGGGAGACAACUUUGUAUGUUUUGCACACCUCUGGCUGGGAAGUUUGCAGUAUAAUAAAAAACUGCAGUUUCUGGAAUUAGAAACGAGCAGUAGCAAAGAGAAUGAAUCGCAGCUUGCAUUUCUUAAAGAGUUGGAGCUUGGUGGACUUCCUGAUCUCUCUUCUAUUCCAGUUGCCUCACUGAAUGAAUAUGCUGUGGGACUCUUAAACAACCAGAAACCAGGUUUUCCUCUUUGUUACUUAAACCUUGUAUCUUCAGAGCAAACACUUGGAUACAAGCAAAUGCUUUCAAAUAUACAAUAUGUGACUAAUGAUUUUCACACCAUACAGCUAGUAAUUUCUGUGCUAGCUUUUGCACUAGCAGGUCUCUGGUAUGCAGUAGUGAAGGACUGUGAAGACUGCACUUUCUUAGAAACUUUGCCAAAGUUUGCUUUCUUUCUCCAUUUUUCCUCCCUUGCCCCUCCUUAUAGGUAUACACACACACUUUUAAUUCUUGGAAGCAGCAAGCCUGUACGUACUCUCCUCACAUAUCAUCUUAUUGUCAAGUUAUUCCUUUUGUUUUUAUGGCCUGGUCUUACCUAUAGUUUCCUUCUCUUUCUUCCCCAUCAUUUCUCAGUAUAGGCAUAUGCUGAUAUUCUGUUCCAUUUCAGAAACAAUCCCCUGUAAUUAAUUACGCAUAACAAAUUGACAGAAACUAUGUAGAGAUGUAAGCAUCCAUAGUCUGUCAUUAGGGUGUUAUGGCAAGUGGUAUAUCUGACAGAGCAGUAGGUAGUCAAUGUGACAUAUUUCUGCUUUUUCCCUUCAAAACAGCUGCUUUGAUUAAAAUAUAAUUAAUUUGAAUUUGUAGUACCUCUGUCAGCUGAGAAUUGUAGCUAGAAUUUGGGGCUUAUCAAACACAUUGAGGUCAGAACUUAAACAGUUACACUAGCUUCAAUGCUCUUUAGAUUUUUAAGUUAUUAGUACAACUUUCUGAAAAAUUCACAUGAAUGUACUUGUAAUAUUUUGAAACUUUUUUCUAAGAGUGCAUAGAAUAAAAUGUGUUCUGACACUUGUUUCUGUGAUGCACAGUCAGUAACUGGGGAAAAAAGAACUUUUUAGGAUUUUU
Haliaeetus leucocephalus (bald eagle) is the source of this 1506-nucleotide messenger RNA. RefSeq lists its product as uncharacterized. Lineage: Eukaryota; Metazoa; Chordata; Aves; Accipitriformes; Accipitridae. The coding region runs from base 9 to 1022 and encodes 337 amino acids. The record is from RefSeq and is a predicted model, not a curated record. Gene Ontology annotation, molecular function: STAT family protein binding. The transcript has 2 exons. Gene Ontology annotation, cellular component: nucleus. Gene Ontology annotation, biological process: negative regulation of transcription by RNA polymerase II; protein dephosphorylation.